Messenger RNA from Sabethes cyaneus, 1331 nucleotides. RefSeq lists its product as uncharacterized. Gene Ontology annotation, molecular function: L-allo-threonine aldolase activity. Gene Ontology annotation, cellular component: cytosol. Bases 9 to 1163 code for a protein of 384 amino acids. NCBI's taxonomy places the organism in Eukaryota, Metazoa, Arthropoda, Insecta, Diptera, Culicidae. Gene Ontology annotation, biological process: glycine biosynthetic process; L-threonine catabolic process. The transcript has 3 exons. The record is from RefSeq and is a predicted model, not a curated record.
CUGUCAAAAUGUAUUCGAACAAUAUUGCAAACAGUGAAGCGAAGACGGCGCGUGUUGUGGACUUUCGGUCAGAUACCGUAAGUUUUCCGACUUCCAGCAUGCGUAAAGCAAUCUAUGAGGCUGCCGUCGGAGACGAUGUGUACGGUGAAGAUCCCACCGUCAACGAGCUUGAACGUCGUUCGGCCGAAUUGUUCUGUAAGGAGGCUGCUCUGUUCGUUCCGACAGGCACAAUGGCAAAUCUUUUAGCAAUUAUGGUUCACUGCAGUAAACGAGGAGCGGAAGCCAUCGUUGGCGAUCUUGCGCACGCAUUUCUCUACGAGCAGGGCGGUGCGGCUCAGAUAGCCGGGGUUCAAUUGAAUAUCAUAAAAAACUUACCCGAUGGAACGUUCAAUUUAGAUGAGUUACGUAAUAAAUUCCGAGGGUAUGACAUUCACGAACCCAAAACGACGUUAGUUAUGGUUGAGAAUACUCAUAAUAUUUGUGGUGGUAAGGUUAUUCCAUUGGAAUGGAUAGAAAAUUUGUCAAAGAUUUGCAAGCAAAACUCAACCAAACUGCAUAUGGAUGGAGCACGGAUAUUUAACGCUGCCGAAUAUUUAAAUGUUCCAGUUUCACGCAUCGUGCGUGAUGUAGAUUCUGUAUGUUACUGCCUUAGUAAAGGCUUAGCCUGUCCUGUGGGAUCGGUGCUAAUCGGUUCCAAGGAUUUUAUUCAAGAAGCUCAUCGUUUACGUAAAGCCCUUGGAGGCGGGAUGCGACAGGUUGGUUUUCUCGCGGCUGCCGGUCUUUGUGCACUUGACGAGAUUGUUCCUAUAUUACGAGAUGACCAUGAACGUACAAGGAAAAUAGCACAAGCCAUUCAUGCAAUGAAUAGUUCAGUAAUUGCAGUUGAUUUGGACAAUGUUCAAACAAAUAUUCUCCUUCUAGAGAUAUUAAAGAAGGAAAUAAAGGCUUAUAACCUAUCAGACAGGUUUGCUGAAGUGCAACCCAAGGAAGUUGACGACGGAAUAGUUGAUUCACAAGGGAAAGGAAUCAGCGUUAAGAUUAGUGCACGUGAUUGGGCAUUUGCCCGCAUUGUAGUGUAUACUAAUAUAACAGACGAAGAAGUAGAUUUGGCUAUUAUGAAAAUCAAGUACGUUAUUCAAGAAUAUGAACAGCGCUUGAAGUAGGAAAUGAUUCAGAAAAAAACAUUGCAGCAUCUUUCUGACUUUGUCGCAGAUUUUCGCUUUUGUGCUAACGGAAAUCUAAUUUUGUGCAUUUGUGAGUUUUCCCGUAAUUUGGAUAGUUGCUCAGGAAGGCGUACAAUGUAUAAGGCAAUAAUUAUUAGUAAAGCGGAG